UUUCUAAAUGUGAUUUGACAGAAAACCCCUACACAAUAUCGAACUUAUGAAUAUGUAAUUGUGCAAAAAAAAAAAAAUAGUGACGUCAUGAGUCUACACACCUUACAGUUAACACAUUAGUGAGGGGUCUCCUUACGAUACAUAGACUUUACUUUACUCUUGCAGUCUACAAUUGAACAAAUUGGGAGUACAACGGCACAACGCCAUUUCGAAAGCUCCUUGACUCCUUGAGUUUGACGUAAAGGUCGAAAUCCUAACCUUUUUUUUUUCUCCAUUUCUGAACUCUUCCGUGAAUGGAAAUACCAUUUUAACAAAUGCAAGCGGACUUAUUGACACAUCCAUACAUUUCAUUCGUGAAGGAUUUCUUGAAACAUAAAGUGAAUUCAUGUUUCUGCAUUUAGUUCUGUUUGAACAAGCAUAUUCUACACAUUUACAACACAUACAGUGAAACCAGUUAUCAUACUGGCUUUGUCAAACCCUAGUUUUUGCCACAAUAUUAGACAUUUUCACGUAGCUAGGACGUUACGGUCUUAUGAUGCAUCGCAUCAAGGGCCUUUUGCUACGUUAUUCAAAGUGCCAUUCCUUCCAUGAGCUGCCAGCAUUUUAUCGCAGUUAUGCAACUACUUCAGGCUUAUGGGGUGCCUGGGAACAUGGUCAAGGAAGGAAUCUUAGCACUCAAGUGGCUGCUGAGCCUUUCAUGAAUGGCAGCUCCUCUGCUUACAUAGAGGAUAUGUAUGAGGCUUGGCAGAGAGAUCCCAACAGUGUCCAUAAGUCCUGGGAUGCAUUCUUUAGACAAACUGCCAAAGGUGCUCCUCCUGGACAGGCCUAUUCUGCUCCACCAACACUUCGGCCAGCCACCGGGCUUGUGCCUUCACCAUUACCUCGUCAUGCAGUAGAACAAGGUUUACCAGUGGAUGAAAAGACUAUUGAAGAUCACCUGUCUGUGCAAUCAAUAAUUCGCUCAUAUCAGACAAGAGGCCACAGUAUCUGUGAACUAGAUCCCUUGGGUAUAUUAGCAGCAGACCUGGAUACUGAGAUACCAAAAGAUCUUCUAAUAGAGUCUUAUAAUUUGGGUGAAGGUGACCUUGACCGUGUCUUCCGCUUGCCCCACACAACCUACAUUGGAGGCAAUGAAGCUGUUUUGCCCCUCAGGGAAAUCAUACGUAGGCUACAGAAUGUGUAUUGUCGCUCAAUUGGUGUGGAGUUUAUGUUUAUCAACAACCUUCAGCAGACAGACUGGAUCAGGCGUAGAUUUGAGACACCAGGGAUCAUGCAGUUUAGCAAAGAAGAGAAAAGGUUGAUAAUGGCAAGACUUAUAAGAUCCACAAGAUUUGAAGAGUUUUUAGCCCGCAAGUGGUCCUCAGAGAAACGUUUUGGUCUUGAAGGUUGUGAAGUGCUCAUUCCAGCAAUGAAGACAAUCAUAGAUGCUUCCAGUGCCCUGGGAGUUGACAGCUUCAUCAUUGGGAUGCCACAUAGAGGUCGACUGAAUGUGCUGGCUAAUGUCUGCCGUAAACCUUUGGAAAAAAUCAUUUGUCAGUUUGAUUCCAAAUUGGAAGCAGCAGAUGAAGGUUCUGGAGAUGUCAAGUACCAUCUGGGCAUGUCACAUGAGAGGCUCAACAGAGUUACCAACAAAAAUAUUAAGAUUGCUGUAGUAGCUAAUCCCUCACACUUAGAAGCUGUAGAUCCUGUAGUACAGGGCAAGGCUAGAGCUGAGAUGUUUUACAGGGGUGACACAGAUGGCAAGAAGGUCAUGCCAAUGCUUCUCCAUGGUGAUGCAGCUUUUGCUGGUCAAGGAAUUGUCUAUGAAUGUCUUCAUUUAUCUGAUUUGCCUGCAUUCACUACCCAUGGUACAAUUCAUAUAGUUGUCAACAAUCAGAUUGGUUUCACAACUGACCCACGUUUCUCCAGAUCCUCCCCCUACUGUACUGAUGUAGCUCGUGUGGUGAAUGCACCUAUAUUCCAUGUUAAUGCUGAUGAUCCUGAGGCUGUCAUUUAUGUUUGUAAAGUAGCUGCUGACUGGCGGGCUACUUUUGGAAAAGAUGUUGUCAUUGAUUUGGUUUGUUAUCGUCGGUUUGGUCACAAUGAAAUUGAUGAGCCUAUGUUCACUCAGCCAUUGAUGUACAAAAAAAUUGCUAAGCAACCAACAGUGCUUGUCAAGUAUGCUGAACAUCUCAUUAACAGUGGUGCUCUGGCUCAGCAAGAAUAUGAGGAAGAAAUAUCCAAGUAUGACAAGAUCUGUGAGGAGGCCUAUGGGUUAGCCAAGAAGGAAACAGCAGUCAGUAAUAUUGAUUGGUUGGACUCCCCCUGGAAAGGUUUCUUUGAAGGUCGUGACCCUAUGGUGCUACCAACUACAGGAGUUUCUGAAGAUGUUCUGAAACAUAUUGGCACUGUGUUCAGCACACCACCUGAGGAGUUUGUCAUCCAUGGAGGUUUGAAGCGUGUCCUCAAGUCACGUGCUGAAAUGGUUGCCGCACGUCAAGUUGACUGGGCACUGGGUGAGGCUUUGGCUUUUGGAUCAUUGCUCAAGGAAGGCAUUCAUGUGAGACUGAGUGGACAAGAUGUGGAGAGAGGGACAUUCAGCCAUCGUCACCAUGUUCUCCAUCACCAAACCAUUGAUAAAAAAACUGUAAUUCCACUCAACAACCUUUACCCUGAUCAAGCCACAUACACAGUCUGCAACAGUUCUUUAUCUGAGUAUGGCGUGCUAGGCUUUGAAGUUGGUUACUCAAUUACCAACCCUAAUGCGCUUGUCAUCUGGGAGGCCCAGUUUGGUGACUUUGCUAACACUGCUCAGUGCAUCAUUGAUCAAUUUAUUUCAAGUGGUCAAGCAAAGUGGGUGAGACAGUCUGGCAUUGUUUUACUUUUACCACAUGGAUUUGAAGGCAUGGGCCCAGAACACUCAAGUGCAAGAUUAGAGAGAUUCUUACAACUGAGUAAUGAUGAUCCUGACUAUUUCCCUCCUGAAGGAUCAAACUUUGAAAUCCAACAACUUCAUGAAACCAAUUGGAUUGUUGGGAACUUCACAACACCUGCCAACUUUUUCCAUGCAAUGAGGAGACAAAUUGCACUGUCAUUCAGGAAACCAUUAGUUGUUUGCACUCCUAAAUCAUUGUUACGUCUGCCUGAGGCACGUUCUUCUUUUGAUGACAUGAUUGAUGGUACACGUUUCCAGCGUCUCAUCCCAGAAAGUGGAAUCUCAGCUAAGAAUCCUGAGAAAGUCAAGAAAAUAAUCUUUUGUACUGGAAAGAUUUACUAUGAGCUAGUGAAGGAGAGAGAAACUAAAAAUCUUCAAGAAGAAAUAGCUAUCUCCCGUGUUGAACAGUUGACCCCAUUUCCAUUUGACUUAAUUAAGCAAGAGCUAGAGAAAUAUCCAAAGGCUAGAUUGUGCUGGGCUCAGGAGGAACAUAAGAAUGCUGGCGCUUGGAGUUACAUUCGACCUCGCAUUAAGACUGUCUUAAGAAAACAGGGAGUUUACAGAAAAGUAGAAUAUGCUGGACGCUUUUCAUCAGCUGCUGCUGCCACUGGUAACAAACAGAUGCAUCUGAUGGAACUCUCACAACUGUACGAAGCAGCUAUGGAUAUUUCACCAAUACCACUCAAGAACUAACUAUCUGCAUUGUCUUAGGUCUUUUUAAAGUUAAAAGAGAUUUUUUAAAAUAACAUUGAUAGAGCUAACAGUUUAAGAAUUCAAUAAAUUUGACUCUUAACUUUUUUGAUGCUAAAAUUAUUUAAAACUGUUUACAAACUGUUUCAGAAAUUAUUAUUCUUAAAGUAAAGCAAGUGUAUUGAAGACUUUCUGUGAGAAUAAAAGUCUUAAAUAAACUUUUGCCAUAGACAAUGUAUUCAUAAUUCUAUACUUUUAUUUUAUAUUUUAUCAAUCAGUUUGAGUUUGUUUUUGUUUGUUUUGUUUUUAAUGAUACGAUGCUACAUGUUCAGUCAGAUAAAUGUGAACCUCUCUAUAAAUAACUUGUGUAUAUAUUAUUGGUUUUUAAAACAUUUAUUCAUACUUUCUGUUUUAUGCAAAUCUUAUAUUCUUGGUAUGAAGGUGACUUUGUUGAUUGAGGUAAUGGCUUGACCCAACUAACCAUUUAGUGGACUGACAGAAUAGGACACACCACCAGACUUUUAGAACUAAUGGCUAAGUUCUCUUGUGUGCCUUUAAGUUGUGCAUCUCAUUGAUCUAUCCUCUUUUUUGUUUUCUUUUUAGUUUCGUAGAAUUAGAGGAGAGACUUCGUCUUGUUUAAUCUUUUUUUUUUUUUUUUUUGUAAUCAAGACAAUUGAAAAACAAAAGCUUGAUUUUGCUUGGUCUAGACACUUAUAAACAUUCUUUCUGUAUAGCUUUAUUUAAAAUAUUUACUUUUAGAAAUGUUCAACAUGUUGCCUUUCAUUGUGUAGGUUGACAUUCAUUGUUCUAGUUGACAUGAUUCAUUAUUACUUAGGUCAAAUUCAGUGAAUAAAAAGUUUAUAAUGUGUUUUAA
Biomphalaria glabrata is the source of this 4478-nucleotide messenger RNA. Its product is annotated as 2-oxoglutarate dehydrogenase complex component E1-like. Gene Ontology annotation, molecular function: oxoglutarate dehydrogenase (succinyl-transferring) activity; thiamine pyrophosphate binding. The coding region runs from base 533 to 3607 and encodes 1024 amino acids. NCBI's taxonomy places the organism in Eukaryota, Metazoa, Mollusca, Gastropoda, Planorbidae. The record is from RefSeq and is a predicted model, not a curated record. The transcript is spliced from 20 exons. Gene Ontology annotation, cellular component: oxoglutarate dehydrogenase complex; mitochondrion. Gene Ontology annotation, biological process: tricarboxylic acid cycle.